Messenger RNA from Cajanus cajan (pigeon pea), 1409 nucleotides. Its product is annotated as basic 7S globulin 2. The record is from RefSeq and is a predicted model, not a curated record. Gene Ontology annotation, biological process: proteolysis. Gene Ontology annotation, molecular function: aspartic-type endopeptidase activity. Lineage: Eukaryota; Viridiplantae; Streptophyta; Magnoliopsida; Fabales; Fabaceae.
CCAUAGUAUUAUCAUUCAUUAAAAAAUAAAGGUUGCUCUAUACAGAGAGCAGAAAAAUGGGUUCUAUCCUCCAUUUCCUAGCCCUCACUCUGUCUUGCUCCUUCCUUUUCUUUUCAUCCAACUCCAAUCCCCUGCCCCAAUCCCACCACAGUAUUCCUAGUAACCCUCCAAAACCCAUCAACCUCCUAGUCCUCCCAGUCCAACAAGACGCACCCACUGGGCUUCACUGGGCCAACCUCCAAAAAAGAACCCCUCUAACCCAACUCCCCCUCCUCCUGGACCUCAACGGAAACCACCUCUGGCUCAACUGCCAGCACCACUACUACUCCAAAACCUACCAAGCCCCCUUCUGCCACUCCACCCAAUGCUCCCGGGCCAACACCCACCGAUGCUUAACCUGCCCCGCAGCCUCCAGGCCCGGCUGCCACAAAAACGCCUGCGGCCUCGUCUCCACCAACCCCAUCACCGAACAAACGGGCCUGGGCGAGCUGGGCCAAGACGUACUCGCCAUCAACCCCAUCCAGGGGGCCCAACUCGGCCCACUCGUGACCGUCCCCCACUUCCUCUUCUCCUGCGCCCCCGCCUUCCUCUCCCAAAAGGGCCUCCCGAGAAGCGUUGAAGGAGUAGCAGGCCUGGGCCACGGGCCCAUCUCCCUCCCGAACCAACUGGCUUCCCACUUCGGCCUCCAACGGCAAUUCAGCACGUGCCUCUCACGCUCCCCGGCUUCAAAGGGAUCUAUAAUCUUCGGAGACGCAUCAUCGAGCAUGAGCAUGUUCCACGACAUGGCUUUCACCCCACUCACCAUCACCACCCAGGGCGAGUACAACGUGAGAGUGGACUCAAUCAGAAUCGACUCACAGCUCUUGACCCCGCCCACACAAACCAAACCAUGGUCCUCCGAAGACACCGAAGCCGGAGGGACCACCAUAAGCACCUCAACCCCUUACAUGGUCCUCCAAUCCUUCAUUUUCGAGGCCUUCACCCAGAGGUUCGCCCACCAGAUACCGGAGGAGGUGAAGGUGGAGCCGGUGGCGCCGUUUACGCUCUGCUGCGACGCAAACAAGGCAAGCAAGUUCCCCAAGGUGGAGUUCGUCAUGGACAGGCCCAAUGGGCCGGCCUUUAAAUUCUCCGGGGAAGAUCUGAUGGUGCAGGUGCGCCCUGGGGUCAAGUGUUUGGCCGUUAUCAACGGAGGGCUGCAAAGUAAGGCUCCCAUUACGAUUGGCGCGCGGCAGUUGGAGGAGAAGCUCCUCGUGUUCGAUCUGGCCAGGUCCAGGCUCGGCUUCACCACCAAGCCUGCACUCAACUUCAAGUGUGCUAAUCUCUUCAACUUUCCCAAUGCCUGAGACAAACUCUGCUUCUUUAUCAUAUUAAUAAAGUCUAAGUCCCACUAUAAGACUUGAUCACCUCAA